UGCUCAGUGCGCAUGCGCAGGGCUCUGCUACAGACACAGCAAUAGCCUAUAGCUGCCGCACUGACACUGAUCAAGGGUUUGGCUGCAUUUUCUUAUCAGCGGCUUCCACCGCAUCAUUUUUACACUCAGCUGCCUCCCCCUUCCCUCCUAUCUAACAUAUCUCAUGCCCCAGCAUUUAGCCCUCCUUUUGCCCCCUAUUCAUCCCACCUAGAACGCUCAUAUUGCAAACAUUCUAUUAUAGCAAGGUAUAUUUCCCUGCAACCCUAACCCACUCUAACAUUGUAUUCUGGUCCUGCAUUGCACAGCUGCAUAUAAAGACAUCCCAUGUCCUUGAGCUGUGCAGCCAUUAUCUGAUCAGGUGCUUUCCUUACAGCCAGAACCACUACAAGGGCAUCUAUAGUGUUAGGUGGAUUUGCCCCUACAGUCAAAAGGGGUUCACAAAGCUAAAAGGAUGGAGGGAGGUGCUUAUGGAGCUGGUAAGGCUGGGGGAGCCUUUGACCCUCAGACAUUCAUUAGACAACCUCAUACAAUCCUUCGGAUGAUAUCCUGGAUUUUCUCUAUAGUAGUCUUCGGGUGCAUAAUUAAUGAAGGAUACAUUAAUCGACCAAAUGAGAGUGAAGAGUUUUGCAUUUUCAACCGAAACAAAAGUGCCUGCACCUAUGGAGUGACUGUAGGUGUGCUGGCAUUCCUUACCAGCGUGCUGUAUCUCGCAUUGGAUGUCCACUUCCCACAGAUCAGCAGUGUGAAGGACCGCAAGAAAACCGUGUUGUCCGACAUCGCUGUUUCUGCGUUGUGGGCCUUCUUUUGGUUUGUUGGCUUUUGUUUCUUGGCCAACCAGUGGCAGGCCUCUAAACCAGAAGACAACCUACUAGGAGAAGGUGCAGAUGCUGCUCGCGCAGCCAUCGCUUUCUCCUUCUUCUCCAUCUUCACAUGGGCGGGACAAGCUGUUCUGGCCUAUCAACGCUAUCGUCUGGGGUCUGACUCUGCGCUGUUCUCUCAGGACUACAUGGACCCUAGCCAAGACCAAGGGCCUCCAUAUCCCCCAUAUGCCAGCAAUGAAGAUUUGGAUCCUUCAGCCGGUUAUCAACAGCCUUCUACGGAUGCCUAUGAGGCUGGCCAACAGGGCUACCAGAGUCAGGAUUACUGAAGGAAUCUUUUAAUGUCUGAGAGACUAGCAACUACUUUGUUACAGGUUGCCACUCCCUCUGACUGAAAGAGUUAAGAAGCCAGUCUUUAUUUUUGGUAAUGUAGGGUCCAGGGAAUAUUAUUAUAUAUAUAUUUUUUUUCCGUUUUUGUCUUCUCUCAUGUCAUUUCUGUUUAUGUUGAAGUUAUUUGAAGAAUUGUUAAGGUGACUCAAUGCAAGUUCUAUAGCCUUUUAAAUUCUGUGUUUAAAACCAUUUACAUUACAGUUUACUGUUUGUAAUGUUUAAAUUCAAAUUGUCCUUUGCAUUUUAGGUGGCAAACUGGCCUCUCUUUUGGUAAGAGGUUGAAAGCUUUUAGCCAUUGCAACACAAUCCAUUGACUUAAACUGUACAGUUUAUAAAACUAAAGUUGGUCCCCAAUAUCAGUGGACUGUACAUUUUAUUUUUUAUUGUUUUAGUAGCAGAUACAAAUCCUCAUGAGGUUUAUUCAAUAAACAUAUUUUGCCUGAGAUGUAGUUGCCGUCACCUUGGUUACAUAUAAUACUAAUUCCCAACUUGCCAUCGGAAGUCUAAGACUCUUAGCACCUUCAACACUGCCAAGGUCAACACAAAAUGCAUUUACAAAUCCUCUGCAUUACAAAGUAUAGGGAAUCUUCGGCCAAUUCGUGUGGAAAAUUACACCUCAAUUUAGGCAUAGGAACAUUUGUAGACCAAAAAAAAACAAAGAAAUGCACCUUAUACACACACUUAUAUUCAAGGAUACUUAUCAGUGGUAGGUAAAUGCAGCCUCCCUCAGAUCGCUCCCAGCUAGCAAUCAACUUACUUGAACACAAGAAUAUACAAAACACAACGAGGGA
This is a messenger RNA of Pelobates fuscus (common spadefoot toad), 1999 nucleotides long. It is a transcript of the gene SYNGR1, whose product is annotated as synaptogyrin 1. Lineage: Eukaryota; Metazoa; Chordata; Amphibia; Anura; Pelobatidae. The transcript has 4 exons. Bases 452 to 1147 code for a protein of 231 amino acids. Gene Ontology annotation, cellular component: neuromuscular junction; synaptic vesicle membrane. The record is from RefSeq and is a predicted model, not a curated record.